GUCUCAUAAGAUUGUUACUUUCAGAUUUGAUUGACUCAUUGAUUAUAGAUAAAUUAGAAGAAAAAUCAGGUUUAGGUUCUGCAAGUAUGAGUUCAGGUUUGAGAUCGUUCACUUUAGAUAUUUUGGCUGUCUUGAAUAACGAAAUAACUGAAGGUGUAACUUCUACUGUUACAUAA
Funneliformis geosporum is the source of this 176-nucleotide messenger RNA. Lineage: Eukaryota; Fungi; Glomeromycota; Glomeromycetes; Glomerales; Glomeraceae. The record is from the annotation of a GenBank genome assembly.